GGACUUUUCUAAAGAAUGUUUGUUUUCUCCUGUCCCGCAGACAUCGAUGAAGAAGAUCUUCCUCAUGAGCUGGAAGAAGAGCCACAGCACCGCCACAUUAAAGAGGAAGAAGAGGUACCACAUUCCCAUCACAUUAAAGAGGGAGGGGAGGAUCCACAGCCCCCCCACAUUAAAGAGGAACACGAGACACCACAGACCCAUAGUGUUAAACUGACCCUUCACAUUAAAGGUCAAGCAGAGGACCCACUGAUCUUACACAGCAAAAAUGAAGAGGAGGACCCACUGACCCCUCACUUUAAGGAGCAAGAGAACCCGCUGACCCCUCACAUUAAAGAGGAAGAGGAGGACCAAGAGCUGUUGCACAUUAAAGAGGAAGAGGAGGAACACCGCAUCAGUCAGCCUAAAUGGUUGGAGGAGUUCCCAGUGACUUGUGUCCCUGUGAAGAGUGAAGAUGAUGAGGUCAAAGGUGAAAGUGAGGAGAAGAGAGAGGCGGAGCCUCCAAGCAGCAGCUCAACACAACACAUGACAACAGAAGCUGAUGGAGACCACUGUGGAGGAUCACAAGCAGACAAGCUCUUAGCUCCACUAUCAGAUAGUGAGGACACAACGUCACACUCUCCUGACACUGAUGAUGAAGACUCUAAAGAUGAUAAGACAUGUCACACUGACAACACUCACUUCAAAUGUUCUCACUGUGACAAAACCUUUAAAUACCAUAGUCUUCUGAAAAGACACAUGAGAAGACACACUGGAGAAAAACCUUUUUCUUGCUCAGAAUGUGGUAAAGGUUUAGUGACAAGUUGCAAUUUGAAAGUGCACAUGAGAACGCACACCGGAGAAAAACCUUUUGUCUGUUCACUCUGUGGUAAAGGUUAUGUACAAAGUAACAAUUUGAAAGUACACAUGAGAACACACACUGGUGAAAAACCUUUUUCUUGUUCAAUCUGUGGUAAAGGUUUUGCACAAAGUUCAUCGUUGGUAAAACACAGAAGAAGACACACCGGAGAAAAACCUUUUUCUUGUUCAAUCUGUGGUAAAGGUUUUGUUCUAAGUAACAAUUUGAAAGUGCACAUGAGGGUGAAAAAUCACAUUCCUGUUCAAGCAACAGAAGCUUUUGUGAGCGAUCAAACCUUGUAGCACACAUGAGAACACACCCGGGAGAGAAAGUGUUGAGUUGCAGUGUGUGUGGUGAAAGAUUGUCUUCUAAGAACCAGUGUAAGAAACACAAGUGUGCUGGUGAGAACAGCAGCAGCAAAUGAAACUGCAGGAUUUGAAAUAAACUUUAAUUUGGACUUUCUAACAACAUCAGCACAUAUAACAUGUGUGACAUUGUUGUUUGUGUAACAAUCUUGUUAACAUGCUUCUAUUUUUAUACACCCAUUUUUUUCCAGUCCAUUACAUGCAUUAAUAUGCAACAUUGUGUACUUUUAUAUUGACAUAAACUAUUACAAGAGGAACAAUUUUACUGAAAAGAUCAGUAAAUCCAAAACAGUACAAAACAUGUGAUACAUUCAAUUAACAUUUAGUGUACGUACAUUUUAUACAAGAUCAUUUCCUUUUAAAAUGUGACUUUAUGUGUAACGUUGUUGUUUGUGUAACAAUAUUUUAAUAUGCUGCUACAUUUAUAGAUUAGAUAUUUUGUAUUAGUGUUUUUUUUAGUCAAGUACAUGCAUUAAUAUGCAACAUUGUGUACUUUUAUUAAAAAUGUAACAGAAAAAUUUGACUGAAAAGGUGAGAGUAAACAAUACAAGACAUAUUUUACAUACAAUAAAACAUUUUAUGUGUAUAUAUAUUCAUCAUACAAUAUUAGACUUAUUCAUAAUAGUGUUUUCUAUAGGUGUUUGAAAUAUUGAAGUGUGACAUAUUUUUAUUUCUAAUUAUUAAUAAUCCCAUAGAUUAGCACCUUUAUAUGAUAUACAUAUGUACUGGUUCACAUCUGAAACAUCUUCUGGACCACUUCAGGAAGCAUAUUAUUAUUUACUUUAUACUUAAUUUGAACAGUUGUCUUUAUACAGUUUUAAAAUGUGACUAUGAGUCAUUUGUUGGGUCUCUAUAAUAAUUUGUAUUAAUUAUAUUUAUUACUCUCUUUUGUAAUAUGAUGAUUGUGUUGCGAUUGUUUUAUAUGUAUGUCCCCAGACCUUUCUGCAGUAUAAAAGUGAGAGAAAAUGGCUGAAUUGUUUGUGGAAGAAUGGUUUUGUUUUUACAAACAUACAUUUGUGGAUAAAAUAAAAAAAAUC
Molecule: messenger RNA, 2237 nt
Organism: Nerophis lumbriciformis (worm pipefish)
Lineage: Eukaryota; Metazoa; Chordata; Actinopteri; Syngnathiformes; Syngnathidae
Source: RefSeq, a predicted model, not a curated record